Hydractinia symbiolongicarpus is the source of this 582-nucleotide messenger RNA. RefSeq names its product 60S ribosomal protein L32-like. Bases 166 to 567 code for a protein of 133 amino acids. The transcript has 3 exons. Gene Ontology annotation, biological process: translation. Gene Ontology annotation, molecular function: structural constituent of ribosome. Gene Ontology annotation, cellular component: cytosolic large ribosomal subunit; ribosome. NCBI's taxonomy places the organism in Eukaryota, Metazoa, Cnidaria, Hydrozoa, Anthoathecata, Hydractiniidae. The record is from RefSeq and is a predicted model, not a curated record.
UAAAUAUACUUACACGUUUAUUGAAAAAAAAAUCAAGUUUGUUAUCGUUUUGCAGAAUAAUCCAUAAUGGUAGAGCCGAAAUCCAGUCUUCCAAGCAGCGCGAACCACUAAGUUUCUUUUUAGACGUAAACAAUCUUAGUGAAGCUAGACCAAGGAUACAUCACGAUGGUUGUACCAGCAGUAAAACGAAACAUUGUUAAGAAGAGGACAAAAAGAUUUAUUCGUCACCAAUCUGAAAGAUAUGUUAAAGUUAAGCCCAGCUGGAGGAAACCGAAAGGUAUUGACAACAGGGUCCGUCGUCGAUUUAAGGGUCAAUACUUAAUGCCCAGCAUUGGUUAUGGCAGCAAUGCAAAGACAAGACACAUGAUGCCCGAUGGAUUCAAGAAGUUUGUUGUGCAUAAUGUUCAGGAACUUGAACUUUUAAUGAUGUUGAAAGGAUCACACGCCGCGGAAGUUGCACACAACGUGUCCAGCAGAAAGCGAAAAGACAUAGUGGAACGUGCUAACCAGUUGUCCAUUAAAGUUACAAACGCUACGGCCAGAUUACGAAGCGAGGAAAAUGAAUAAACGAUUCUUUGUGAA